Cololabis saira (Pacific saury) is the source of this 5315-nucleotide messenger RNA. RefSeq names its product ADAM metallopeptidase with thrombospondin type 1 motif, 18 (gene adamts18). Gene Ontology annotation, molecular function: metalloendopeptidase activity. Gene Ontology annotation, biological process: proteolysis; extracellular matrix organization. Gene Ontology annotation, cellular component: extracellular matrix. Lineage: Eukaryota; Metazoa; Chordata; Actinopteri; Beloniformes; Belonidae. The transcript is spliced from 24 exons. The record is from RefSeq and is a predicted model, not a curated record. Bases 221 to 4006 code for a protein of 1261 amino acids.
CUCCCGGUGAUCCUGCACACGCACGACACACUCAUGAGUGCCGGUCGCGUCCCUGCAGCGCUGCAAGCAGCUGACUUCACCUGAAAAACCAGCAAAAACCCCGGCGGGACUCACAGCCAGAGAAACCAUGCGCGCUGAUUGCAUUAUGCGCUGCCGCAGGUCAUUACUCCUCUUGCGCUCUUUUAGGAGGUAACGGGGUUUUAGGUGUAAAAAAGCUUGCAUGCACAUCACCAUGGAUUGCCUUUUUCUCCUGAUAUGGACUUUACCUAUCCCGCUGGUCGGCUGCACCCCAGUAAAGCUACUCUCCACCCUCUUGUGCUGGAAUAUCAUCAAGACUCUGCACAUCUACUGCACACACGCGUCUCACUCUGUCCUGGCCGGCUAUUCUUCCAGCAGCAGCCCGGGAUUAAAUCAUGACUACGUGUUCGUCACCCCGGUGCAGGUGGACUCCGGCGGCGGGUUCCUGACCCACGACGUGUCGGGCCGGCGCAGCAGGAGGUCCGUGUCCCCGUCGCUGCACUACCGGCUGUCGGCCUUCGGCCGGGACAUGCUGCUGGACCUGCAGCCGUCCUCCGUGGUCGGGCCGGGCUUCACGGUGCAGACGCUGGGCCCGGGGGGCGUCUCCACGGUGACGGGGGAGGACCAGGGCCUCCGGACCUGCCUGUAUCAGGGAUUUAUCCGCGACCUGUCCGCCUCCUCGGCUGCCAUAUCCACGUGUUCUGGACUGUCAGGUCUGAUCCGGGUGUCCCAGGAGGAAUACUUGAUCGCGCCGCUACCACAACAUCUAGCCCAGCAGCACAACUACAGCGCGCCGGACGGCCAUCACCCACAUGUGGUCUACAAACGCUCAGCAGAACACGUGGUUCACAGAAAGUCCAGCAGCUCGUCUGAAACCGGUUCCUCGUCCAGAUCUGACGGUCCGGACCUCUGCGUUUAUCAGCAGCAUCAUCAGCAGCAUCAGCAGCAGCAUCACGACUUCCAGCACGGGAAGCUGCAGAGGCAACACUUCUGCGGGCGCCGCAAGCAAUACGCUCCCAAACCCCCUGCAGAGGACCGUUUCAUCCUGCCCGACGAGUUUGCAGAACCUGCAUCGGCGGCGGAGGAGCCGGGGAGGGCGAAGCGAUCGCCCAUCAACUCCAACCGGGUGGGCGGGCUGAACGUGGAGACCCUGGUGGUGGCCGACCGGAAGAUGCUGGAGAAACACGGCCGGGAGAACGUCACCACCUACGUCCUCACCGUCAUGAACAUGGUUUCCAGUCUCUUCAAAGACGGCACCAUCGGGACGGACAUCAACAUCGUGGUGGUGAGCUUGUUGCUGCUUGAGCAGGACCCGCUGGGCCUGACCAUAAAUCACCACGCCGACCAGUCCCUCAACAGCUUCUGCCAGUGGCAGUCGGGGCUGGUGGGGAAGGGAGGGAAACGACACGAUCACGCUGUGCUCCUCACUGGACUGGACAUCUGUUCCUGGAAGAACGAGCCCUGCGACACCCUGGGUUUCGCUCCCAUCAGCGGGAUGUGCAGUAAAUACCGGAGCUGCACCAUCAACGAGGACACGGGGCUGGGCCUGGCCUUCACCAUCGCUCACGAAUCUGGACACAAUUUUGGGAUGAUCCAUGAUGGGGAAGGGAACCCCUGUCGUAAGACGGAGGGCAACAUCAUGUCCCCCACGCUGGCGGGGAACAACGGCGUCUUCUCCUGGUCCACCUGCAGCCGGCAGUACCUGAGCCGCUUCCUUGGAACAGCCCAGGCUUCCUGCCUCGGGGACGAGCCCAAGCAGAUCGGCCAGUACAAGUAUCCCGAGCAGCUUCCCGGACAGCUGUACGACGCAGACACGCAGUGCAAGUGGCAGUUCGGCUCCAAGACCAAACUGUGCAGCCUGGAUUUUGUUAAGGACAUAUGCAAGUCGCUGUGGUGCCACCGCUCAGGACACCGAUGCGAGACCAAGUUCAUGCCGGCUGCAGAGGGAACCAGCUGUGGUCCGGACAUGUGGUGUCGGAGGGGCCAGUGUGUGAAACACGGGGACCUCGGCCCCAGGGCCGUCCACGGCCAGUGGUCGGCCUGGUCCCACUGGUCCGACUGCUCCCGGACCUGCGGAGGGGGGGUCAUGCACCGGGAGAGAUCCUGCAGCAGCCCCAGGCCGCAGAACAACGGUAAGUUCUGCCCCGGCUCCGGUCGUCUCAACCAGCUGUGCAACGCCCAGCCGUGUCUCGCCGGCGCCGUGGACUUCCGGGCCCAGCAGUGCGCCGAGUACAACAGCAAGCCCUUCAGGGGCUGGUACUACAAGUGGAAACCCUACACCAAGGUGGACGAUGAAGACGUCUGCAAGCUGUACUGCAUCGCAGAAGACUUUGACUUCUUCUUCGCCAUGUCCAGCAAGGUGAAGGACGGCACCUUGUGCUACCAGCACAAAGGAGACGUGUGCAUCGACGGGCUCUGUGAGGAGGUGGGGUGUGACCAGGUUCUGGGCUCCCAGGCCUCUCUGGAUGCCUGUGGGGUCUGCAAAGGAAACAACUCCACUUGCAAGAUCUUCAAAGGCCAGUACAACCUUCAGCACCGGGCUAACGAGUACUACUCCAUGGUAACGGUUCCAGCCGGGGCUCGGAGCAUCCACAUCCAGGAAGUGGAAGUGUCCACCAGCUACCUGGCCGCCCGCUCCCUGAAGAGGAAGUACUACUUGACCGGGGACUGGACGGUGGACUGGCCGGGGAAGUUCCACUUCGGCGGCGCCGUGUUCGACUACCAGCGCUCCUUCAACCAGCCGGAGAGCCUGUACGCGGCGGGGCCCACUAAUGAGACGCUGGUGUUUGAAAUCCUGCUGCAGGGGAAGAACCCGGGCGUGGUGUGGGAGUACUCGCUGCCGCGCACCGAGAGGAAGCCCGACUACAGCUGGGCCGUGGUUCGCUCCGACUGCUCGGCCACCUGCGCCGGAGGUCGCGUCUCCACCAAGGCCAUCUGUCUGCAGGACCAGAAGAACCAGGUCAACUUCAGCAUGUGUGACCCCCAGACCCGGCCGGCGCUCGGCUCCCACCUCUGCAACACCCAGCCCUGCCCCGCCUACUGGGCCCCGGGAGACUGGGGGCCGUGCAGCCGGUCCUGCGGCGGCGGCCAGCAGAGCCGGACGCUGCGCUGCCUCAGGAAGGUCACCUACCAGAGGGAGGAGGUGGCGGCACACUCCUUCUGCCCCGUGCUCUCUCCGGCCCAGGUCCAGCCCUGCAGCACCCAGGGGUGCCCCCCCGAGUGGAGCACCGGCUCCUGGUCUCAGUGCUCCAAGUCGUGCGGCCGAGGCCUCCGGAAGCGCAGCGUGUUCUGCCGCAGCACCGACCCGGGGGUGAAGGCGGCCGUGGUGCCCGACAGCAUGUGCAGGCAGCAGCACCGGCCCAAGAACCAGGAGACCUGCGUCCUGCGGCGCUGCCCCCGGAACGAGAGGCUGCAGUGGAUCCUGGCGCCCUGGGGAGAGUGCUCCAGGUCGUGUGGCUCCGGCGUCCAGAGGAGGGAGCUUCACUGCGGGGAGAGAGACUCACAGGGGGGGUACGUGGAGUUCCCCACUCGGAGGUGCAGGAACAUGAACAAACCUCUGGUGGAUCUACAGCAGGUCUGCAGCAGGGGUCCGUGCCCAGAGCCCCCCCGCCUGGUCCCGGGCAGACCCCCCCCCAGCACUGUGGUGUCGGGCUGGUACCCCUCUCCCUGGCAGCAGUGCUCCGUGUCCUGUGGAGGGGGCGUUCAGACUCGCAGCAUCCAGUGUCUGCGUCAGGGUCGUCCGGCAGCAGGCUGCCUGCCCCACCAGAGGCCCGUCACCUCCAGGGCCUGCAACACGCACUUCUGCCCCGCGGCCGCCCCGGCGCCGGCGCCGCGCCCCGGCGGCCACGUCACUCCUCAAGCCACGGCGAAAGACGAACUCUGCGUGGACCACUUCACCUGGUGCCACCUGGUUCCUCAACACGGCGUCUGCAACCACAAGUUCUACGGACAGCAGUGCUGCAAGUCCUGCUCUAGCAAGAAGCCAUAGGACUCUGGCGGCUCUGAGAUCGCGGCUCGUCGGCCGGUGGAGACAGCACCACCUCAGAGGCCCUUCAGGGGAGAUCGCUCACUACACCCGGAAACUCUGCCCUACAAUGUGUUUUCCUCCUGGAGUACUUGAUCAAUGCAAUUUGUAAAGAAGUAUAAGAGUGAACGCUGGGACUCUGCCGAAGCUAAGGUGGCUGCUGACGCUCUUCUGCCAAAGUGGUGUCACCAGGUUACUGAUCGCAUGUGGACUGGAGAGACAUUGCAAAUCACAUCUGAAGACUUGUUGAUGUAAUGUAUAAAUGUUGUCAUUUUGUUGAACAUUUUCCUUUCGAAACCUCUAAAACUAGAAAGCCAUCAUGCGAAGAGAAAAGGACUGUAGCAUUUGUAGCUUUGCUUAUAUGUUGUAUAUUUUAAGGCAUCAGGUUUCAUCUGCCUUUAUUUAAGUUAUUAUGGGUCUUAAUAUAUUUUUUUUUUUCAUUUUGUCAUGGGUUAAGUGGACCAGUGACCUGUUAUUUCCAUGUUUUGCUUUUACCACAGCUUUGGGACCAGUCAUGCUUGGUUCAGCUUAAAGAAAUGUUUCUAUGAGGUGUUACUGAUCAGUGAUCACUUUCUCUGCUUGCUCUGUUUUUCUGCUGCCGAAUCACAGCAGAGCGCAGUCUCUCUGUGCAUUUCACUCACGUUAAAGCAAUCAAACAUGACCAUCUGUGUACGUUAAAUAUUUUAUUCAACUCCUCUGUCUUUAUCUCUCCUGUAUCGCUAUGGUAAAUAACUUGACCGUCUAUCUGUCUUUCUUUUCUUCGCUGCAUUCUCUCGAUCGAUUGCAGCCAAAAUGAGGUGAAUAAUGAGCGAGGCUAUCUGCGGGCCUCGGGGAGAUGAGAGGAGGGUUAAGAGGGAGAAGAGAGGAUGAUUGCCGAGCGAGUGUGGGUGCAGUCUCCAUAGCAAGAGGGCUUUUUUUUUUGUUUUUCUUUGCUUGUUAAGAGAGAACAGAAGUCUGGUUAAAAUUUAGUGGGUGGAGCUUGAGAUAAGAGAUGACCUCAUUCGGUUUGAUGUCGAUAUGCUUGCAAAACAUCAAAAAAGGGUUUGAGGAUAAAACACAUAUUCAUAAAAACAAAUCGAUACAUAAUUUAGCAUAGACUAUACUUUUAAAUUUGAACUUUGACCCCCCUUCCCAGCAACCACUGAGCUCACCAACCUCAUGCAUAAACUCAUCCUUGUUUGGAUGACUAUUUCAUAGUGAUACAAAACACACUUACUGAAAUGCUGUUUAGCGAAGCUACACGUCACCUACAUGUGUAAAAAACUGAAAAUGA